GCAAGCUCGGUGCUUAACCUGGCUGAACUCGCCGCCCUCCGCCCUGACCUUGGCAAAUUGAAAAAGGUCCUCUACUUCCAUGAGAAUCAAUUGGCGUAUCCUGUCCAGAAACGCCAGGAAAGGGAUUUUCAGUAUGGAUACAACCAGGUUCUUUCAUGUUUGGUUGCUGAUGUUGUGGUGUUCAACUCUGCUUUUAAUAUGGAGUCAUUUCUUACAUCCAUCGGAAAAUUUAUGAAGCUGAUUCCUGACCACAGACCUAAGGAUUUGGAAAAAAUAAUCAGACCGAAGUGCCAAGUUCUUUAUUUUCCAGUCAGGUUUCCUGAUGUGAGCAGGUUCAUGCCAGAACAUAAGCUUGCCCGUUUGGAAAAGAUAAUUGGUGUUAAAAGAAAUGGAGAUGCUUAUCAAUCUGAGGGUCUGCCCGGCCAGCAGAAGAGCAGAACUUUAAUGGAAAACAGCCCCUCACGUCACGAAUCUGGACUUUGUGAAGCCCAGCCUGGACUUUAUACCACACAGCACGAGGGGCUGCCUUCCCCAGUAACAGCACUGGAGAGAUCGAGCGAGUCUGAAACAUCAGAAAGUACAAAUCCUUGUCAAGAAGAAGAUAAGCAACAUCUGACUUUUAACCUCUCUAAUAUCUUGAGUGGACGGGACUAUCAGCAAAGACCUUUGCACGUUGCCUGGCCUCACAGGUGGGAACAUGACAAAGAUCCUGAAACUUUCUUUAAAGUUCUGCUGAAACUGAAAGAGAAAGAUCUACCUUUUCACGUGUCCGUCCUUGGAGAGGCUUUCACUGAAAUUCCAGAUAUCUUUUCAGAGGCCAAAAAAGCGUUGGGAUCUUCUGUCUUGCACUGGGGCUACUUACCCAGCAAAGAUGACUAUUUCCAAGCUCUGUGCACGGCCGAUGUUGUUGUCUCGACAGCUAAACACGAAUUCUUUGGCGUGGCGAUGGUCGAAGCUGUGUAUUGCGGCUGUUAUCCGCUGUGUCCCAAAGCCUUGGUGUACCCAGAGAUAUUUCCAGCUGAAUAUCUGUAUUCUACACCUGAGCAGCUUUUUAAAAGGCUUCAGAAUUUCUGCAAGAGACCAGAUAUUGUAAGGAAACAUCUCUAUAAGGGCGAGACGGCUGGGUUUGCUUGGGCAGCGCUCGGCGGCGAAUUCAGGUCUCUGCUCGCAGCAGAACCGAGGGAAGAUUUGUGACAGAUGGGGCUAAGUCACAAACUUGCAGCCUCAGGCAGAAUUUGUGGAAGUUUCCAGAGUGUGCCCAUAUUUACCUGAUCAGAGAGAAAAGAAAAUCUGCAGAGGAAGCCGAGCCUGGCUGCUUGUCAUAGCUGACACAGAGCCAUCUGAAGGCGGCUUCAGAUCUCCAAUCCCUGCCACCACCCCAGCUCAAAUUAAAUACAGAUUCUUAGAGACGUUAUGAUGGUUACACAUGUCCUCGGCAUCACAUGCAGGAGACUGUUCAAAAAAAAAAAAAUAAAAAAAAAAAUCUGUGGCCUGUUGUAUAACCGCACUCAUGUAUCCCAUAUGUGGUGCCACAUUGAAUUUCCGGUUGAAUCUGUUUUUAUCCUUUGUACUGGAUGACAUG
Molecule: messenger RNA, 1582 nt
Organism: Tauraco erythrolophus (red-crested turaco)
Lineage: Eukaryota; Metazoa; Chordata; Aves; Musophagiformes; Musophagidae
Source: RefSeq, a predicted model, not a curated record